Molecule: messenger RNA, 1281 nt
Organism: Morus notabilis
Lineage: Eukaryota; Viridiplantae; Streptophyta; Magnoliopsida; Rosales; Moraceae
Product: putative clathrin assembly protein At4g40080
Exons: 1
Coding region: 100-1158 (352 amino acids)
Biological process (GO): vesicle budding from membrane; clathrin-dependent endocytosis; clathrin coat assembly
Cellular component (GO): clathrin-coated vesicle; clathrin-coated pit
Molecular function (GO): 1-phosphatidylinositol binding; phosphatidylinositol-4,5-bisphosphate binding; SNARE binding
Source: RefSeq, a predicted model, not a curated record
AGAACCAUUUCCAUUAUCAUCUAGUCCGGAGGAAAGUCACCAAAACAUUAUUCAUUUUCAGGCCACGUAAAAAACAGAGAGCUCACAAGAAAUAAAAUCAUGGGUCGUCGAAAGACAAUAAAACUGAGAUACCUUGUCGGCGCAAUCAAGGACAAGGCCUCCCAAGGCAAAGCCGCCAUCCUCUCCAGACAGAACACGCUCUCCCUCCUACGCGCCACCACGCACGACCCCCACGCGCCACCGAACCCCAAGCACCUGGCUGCCGUUCUCUCCCUCGGUCGCUCCUCACGCGUCGCUGCCUCCGCCGCCGUGGAGGCCCUCAUGGACCGUCUCCAGUCCACCGGCGACGCUUACGUGGCACUCAAAUGCCUCGUCGCCGCCCACCACAUGGCAAACCGCGGUGGCUUCAUCCUCCAAGACCAGCUCUCCGUCUUCCCCACGUACGGCGGUCGGAACUACCUUAACCUCUCCAAAUUCCGCGACUCCUCGUCUCACGUGACCUGGCAACUCUCCACGUGGGUCCGGUGGUACGGCGAGUACGUCGAGAAUCUCCUCGUCGCCUCCCGAGUUCUCGGCUUCUUUCUUGGGGCCGAGAAAUUGGGCGGAGAUUUUGGGGAGGAGCGAGUCUCGGCCAUCUUGAACGCCGAGUUGAUUCGCGAGACGGAGUCGCUGGUGGGUUUGCUCGAGCAGAUUUGCAAACAGCCCGAGAUUUUGGUCGCGAGUGCUAAUAAGCUAGUUGACGAGAUCGUCCGCUUGGUCGGAGACGACUGUUUAUCGGCGAUAAAUGAGAUUUCGGCCCGAGUCACUGAGUUUGGGGAGCGGCUGAGUUGUCUGAGUUUCGUUGACUCAGUUGAGUUGGCUUGCGCGUUGAAGAGGCUUGAGGAUUGCAAAGAGAGGCUUCAGUUAUUGUAUUUUGCAAAGAAGGACAUGAAUGAUGGCUUUUGGAGUGUGGUUGGUGAGAUUAAGGAGAGAGUUUGGAUGGAGACAGAGGCGAAAGAAGGGAAGUUGGUCGUGAAUAUUAGGAAGGACAAAGGGACUGAGUCAGCUCGGUUUGGGGAGCGAGUUGUGAGGCCUGAUGACUCGGUCCGAUUUGGAUCGGGAAGAUUGGCGGUGAGUUAUUGCAGAUUCUCUAAUGAGCCCAUGGAAUCGUGUGCUUGAUAGAUAAGUUUAAGGAAAUUAUGUUGUAAAAAAAUAUACAUGUAUACAGAAUUCAGUUUUUUCCUGGGGAAUUAUUAUCUGUUUUAAUUUUUCUCCAUAAUUGAUUGCGAAUUGCGAUUAACU